UGGGCAGGGCAGUUGGCUGCAAUUACUGGAGGCUUCUACCCUGUGGUUAUAUCCCUGACCCCGGUGUUUGGGGACGGGAAGGGUGGGCCCUGGAGCCAGCCUGUGGCCAGGAGCCUCCUUGUCUUGGGCUCAAAGCUGCUGGGUUGGGAAGAGGUCCCGAGGAGCCCAAGCCAAUUGCUCUUGGCUCCUUGGCUAGCCACAUACCUCCAGCGGCUUAUGGGGCACUGUCCUUUCCAGCUUUGCCAAGAUGCUCCUGGCCUCUCCCUCUACCCCAUCCAGGGCACGGACCCCCAGCGCCGUGGAGCGGCUGGAAGCCGACAAAGCCAAGUAUGUCAAGACGCACCAGGUGAUAGCCCGGCGACAAGAGCCAGCCCUGCGCGGGGGUCCCAAGCCGCUCACUCCGCAUGCCUGCAAUGAGCUGGGUCCCUCUGCAUCGCCCAGGACCCCGAGGCCAGCACGCCGGGGCAGCGGCAGAAGGGUACCAAGGCCUGACUCUCUCAUUUUCUACCGCCAGAAACGGGACUGUAAAGCUUCAGUGAACAAAGAGAACGCCAAGGGCCAGGGGCUGGUGCGGCGCCUCUUCCUGGGCGCCCCACGGGACGCCCCCCCGAGCAGCCCGGGCCCAAACGAGAGACCUGCGGUUCCUGGGGGUUGGUCUGCAGCUCAAGACAACCCGGAAGCGGUGAGAAAGCGGGCGCUGUGCCCCACGUGCUCCCUGCCGCUGUCAGAGAAGGAGCGCUUCUUUAACUACUGCGGCCUGGAGCGCGCGCUGGUGGAAGUGCUGGGCGUCGAGCGCUUCUCUCCGCAGAGCUGGGGCACCGACGCCAGCCCUCAGACUGGAACUUCCCCGCUUCCGGGCUCGGGAGACACCAGCGACUGGACAUCCAGCGACGGGGGCGCGGACCGCCCGGAAUGCCCAGGCGACGGCUGCCGCGGCGGCUCGGAGGCGGCGGGCUCGGCGCGGGACGGGCGCCCGGCCGUGUCGGUGGUGGAGCGCAACGCGCGCGUUAUCCAGUGGCUGUACGGCUGCCAGCGCGCCCGCGGCCCGCCGCGCGAGUCCGAAGUGUGAUCGUGGUUGCUCGGCAGCCGGCUCCUGGGGAGUCUGGAGCGCGAGGCUCGGCCUGGGCACCCUCUGGAACUCGGUUUCCCAUCUGAACCUCGGGGAGAUGGGACACGAUCCCGAAGGCCCUUCCCAGUGCCUGCCGCAGAGGGGGAGAGAGGGCCUAGUGGUCCCUGUGGAGGCCAGGUCUGGGGAGUGAUGCCCUAGGGUGGGAGAUGAACAAACCUGCUGAAUAAAGCUGAAACGUUAUUUCAGGGGACGUGAGUUCAGAUUAGAGGGCGGCUGUUGGGGAAGAGGAUGGACGGGUUUGCCUGGUUAAGUGCAUGGGUUUUGGAGUGCGGGUUCUAGACGGUGUGGCUCUGAGCAAGCACUUAAUCUCAAUGUACGCAGCUACGCCCGUCGGUUAUUAAAGAGAGAAGAGGGCCAGCCCAGUGGCUCACUCCUGUAAUCCCAGCACUCUGGGGGUCCGAGACCAGCCUCAGCUACAAAGAGACCCCGCCUCUAAAAAUAGCCGAGCCUGCGUUGGAGGUAUAGUGGUGAGCAUAGCUGCCUUCUAAAAAUAGCGGGGGCUCGUGGCAGGCGCCUGUAAUCCCAGCUACUCGGGAAGCUGAGGCAAGAAUAUCGCUUGAACCCAGGAGUCUGAGGUUGCUGUGAGCCAUGACGCCACAGCACUCUGCAGGUGGAGACAAAGUUAGACUCUGUCUCAAUAAAAAAAAAAAAAAAAGAAGAGAGAUAAUAAAAUUUUGAAGUAGUUGUAACGCGCGUAGCAGAGUACCCUGCAUAUAGAAGUGUUCAAUAAACGGUAGCUGCUU
Molecule: messenger RNA, 1872 nt
Organism: Nycticebus coucang (slow loris)
Lineage: Eukaryota; Metazoa; Chordata; Mammalia; Primates; Lorisidae
Gene: FAM110D
Product: family with sequence similarity 110 member D
Exons: 2
Coding region: 248-1069 (273 amino acids)
Source: RefSeq, a predicted model, not a curated record